Molecule: messenger RNA, 579 nt
Organism: Acanthamoeba castellanii str. Neff
Lineage: Eukaryota; Discosea; Longamoebia; Acanthamoebidae
Product: guanylate kinase
Exons: 5
Coding region: 1-579 (192 amino acids)
Biological process (GO): purine nucleotide metabolic process
Cellular component (GO): cytosol
Molecular function (GO): GMP kinase activity
Source: RefSeq, a predicted model, not a curated record
AUGCUGGCUCGUGUUCGCCCCAUCGUGUUCGCCGGUCCUUCGGGGGCUGGUAAGUCGACUCUCAUCAAGAAGCUCAUGACCGAAUUCCCCUCAGCAUUUGGGUUCUCGGUGUCGCACACAACCCGCAAGAUCAGACCCAGCGAAGUCGAUGGCGUAAACUACCACUUUGUGGAGCGCGAGGCGAUGGAGAAGGAGAUCGCCGAGGGCAAAUUCAUCGAGAACGCCGUGUACUCGGGCAACAUGUACGGCACCAGCAUCAAGGCCGUCCAGGACGUCGUCGACUCUGGCAAGGUGUGUCUGCUGGACAUCGACCUGCAGGGGGUGCUGCUGGUGAAGAAGACCGACCUCAACCCCUACUACGUCUUCAUCAGCCCGCCCUCCAUGGAGGAGCUCGAGCGGCGCCUUCGCGGCCGCGGCGACACCGAAGAGGACGCCAUGCAGCAGAGGCUGGAGACGGCGAAGAAGGAGAUGGCCUACAGAGACCAGGAGGGCUUAUGGGACUAUGUCCUCAUCAACGAAAGCCUGGAGGACGCCUACGCCAAGCUGCGCGCCUUCAUCACCGAGCGCUACCCCCUCUGA